Molecule: messenger RNA, 3336 nt
Organism: Glycine soja
Lineage: Eukaryota; Viridiplantae; Streptophyta; Magnoliopsida; Fabales; Fabaceae
Product: potassium transporter 7-like
Exons: 10
Coding region: 244-2769 (841 amino acids)
Biological process (GO): potassium ion transmembrane transport
Cellular component (GO): vacuolar membrane; plant-type vacuole
Molecular function (GO): potassium ion transmembrane transporter activity
Source: RefSeq, a predicted model, not a curated record
AUCCUAACACUAUCCCAUGUUGAGAUUAAAAACACCACUUUAUUCGGAUUGCGCCGUCUUAAAGCGUUACAGAGAAUGCGACCGAAGCAACGGGACUAAUCUUACGCCAGAGGCUGUGAAUUAUGGCUGGCAGCACUGUCCUGUCCAAUCCAAUCCAUGGCAAAAGCUAGUUCCUGAGAUUCAGCGAUUUCUCUAUGUGAAACCCUAACUAACGACCACGAUUUUCGCAUUUUGCGUUAACACAUGGCCGAGGAGAUCAAUGGCGGAACGUCGAUGGACUCCACCGAAUCGCGGUGGGUUAUACAGGACGACGACGAGGACGCGUCGGAUUUAGAGAACUUCGAUGCGGAUUUGAGAUUGGGGCGGCACGGUGGCGUGGUGGAUUCGGAGGAGGAAGAGGAUAACGCGGAACAGAGACUGAUUCGCACUGGUCCUCGCAUCGAUUCCUUCGACGUCGAGGCCCUUGAAGUUCCCGGUGCUCAUAGAAGUGACUAUGAGGACAUCAGUGUGGGUAAGAAAAUUGUAUUGGCUUUUCAGACACUUGGUGUUGUCUUUGGUGAUGUUGGAACAAGUCCAUUAUAUACCUUCAGUGUUAUGUUUAGAAAGGCCCCUAUUAAUGGAAAUGAAGACAUUCUUGGAGCUUUAUCACUUGUCUUGUACACUUUAAUCUUGUUUCCUUUAUUGAAGUAUGUCCUGGUGGUUCUGUGGGCCAAUGAUGACGGUGAAGGUGGUACUUUUGCCUUGUACUCCUUGAUCUGUCGUCAUGCUAAGGUGAGUCUUCUCCCCAAUCAGUUACCAUCCGAUGCCCGUAUAUCAAGCUUUAGGCUGAAGGUGCCAUCCCCUGAGCUUGAAAGGUCAUUAAAAAUCAAGGAAAGACUUGAGAAUUCUCUGGCUCUGAAGAAGACUCUACUAAUAUUAGUUCUUGCUGGUACUUCAAUGGUGAUUGCUAACGGUGUUGUUACGCCAGCAAUGUCAGUUAUGUCAUCUGUUGGUGGUUUAAAAGUUGGGGUAGAUGCAAUCAAGAAAGAUGAAGUGGUGAUGAUUUCGGUUGCCUGUCUUAUCAUUUUGUUCAGUGUACAAAAGUAUGGAACUAGUAAAAUGGGACUUGCUGUAGGACCUGCUUUGUUCUUAUGGUUUUGUUCUCUUGCGGGCAUCGGGAUAUAUAAUCUUGUCAAAUAUGACAAUAGUGUCUUGAGGGCAUUUAAUCCGAUUCACAUCUACUAUUUCUUCAAGAGGAACUCAACUAAUGCAUGGUAUUCUCUAGGGGGUUGCCUUCUGAGUGCAACUGGUUCUGAAGCCAUGUUUGCAGAUCUUUGCUACUUUUCUGUACGCUCAGUUCAGCUUUCAUUUGUCUUUCUUGUUUUGCCGUGCCUACUAUUGGGUUAUUUGGGUCAAGCUGCAUACCUUAUGGAAAACCAUGCUGAUGCUGGUCAAGCCUUUUUUUCUUCUGUUCCAAGUGGUGCAUUCUGGCCAACUUUCCUUAUUGCUAACAUUGCUGCACUUAUUGCGAGUCGGGCUAUGACAACAGCAACAUUUUCAUGUAUAAAGCAAUCAACUGCACUCGGUUGUUUCCCUCGUCUUAAAAUCAUUCAUACUUCUCGGAAAUUUAUGGGCCAGAUCUAUAUCCCUGUGAUAAACUGGUUCCUCUUGGCUCUUUCUCUGGUGCUUGUCUGCACUAUAUCUAGCAUUGACGAGAUUGGAAAUGCCUAUGGCAUUGCUGAGCUCGGGGUGAUGAUGAUGACCACUAUUUUAGUAACCCUUGUUAUGAUUCUUAUAUGGCAGAUACACAUCAUCAUAGUGCUGAGUUUCGUGGUACUCUUCUUGGGAUUGGAAUUAACUUUUUUUUCGUCUGUCCUGUGGAGUGUGACAGAUGGAAGUUGGAUUAUACUGGUCUUUGCCAUAAUAAUGUUUCUAAUAAUGUACGUAUGGAAUUAUGGAAGCAAUCUCAAGUAUGAAACUGAAGUCAAGCAAAAGCUGUCAACGGAUUUGAUGCGAGAAUUAGGUUGUAAUCUUGGGACAAUACGAGCUCCUGGGAUUGGUUUGCUUUAUAAUGAGUUGGUAAAAGGAAUACCGGCAAUUUUUGGUCAUUUUCUGACCACACUUCCUGCAAUACACUCCAUGAUUAUAUUUGUGAGUAUCAAGUAUGUUCCAGUUCCUAUGGUGCUGCAAAGUGAAAGGUUUCUUUUUCGGCGAGUCUGCCCCAAAAGCUACCAUAUAUUUCGUUGUAUCGCCAGGUAUGGUUACAAAGAUGUUCGGAAAGAAAAUCAUCAGACUUUUGAGCAGCUGCUGAUUGAGAGUCUAGAGAAAUUUAUACGUCGUGAGGCUCAGGAGAGGUCACUGGAGAGUGAUGGGGAUGAUGAUACUGAUUCAGAGGAUGAGUACCCUAAUUCUAGGGUUCUCAUAGCUCCCAAUGGGAGCGUUUACUCACUUGGUGUUCCUCUUCUUGCUGAUUUUAAGGGUACAAGCAACCCCAUUUUAGAAGCAAGCACAUCAGACGUGAUAAGCCCGGUAUCCACUGAUCCCCUGGUGUUUGAUGCUGAGCAGAGCCUUGAGAGUGAGUUAUAUUUUAUUCACAAGGCUAAAGAAUCUGGUGUUGUGUAUCUUCUGGGUCAUGGGGAUAUAAGAGCAAGGAAGGACUCGUGGUUUAUCAAGAAGUUAGUUAUAAACUAUUUUUAUGCCUUUUUGAGAAAGAACUGCAGAAGGGGGAUCACAACUUUAAGUGUACCACACUCACAUCUGAUGCAAGUUAGCAUGACAUACAUGGUCUGAAAAUCAAUUUUGCAGCCCAAAUAAAACAAAUGGCAAUUAUCUUGAAAGCUACAGUUUGAUAGCAGUGGAAAGGUCUUAUUUUGGAUUGCUCAAAUGUUCGAUCCUUUCUAGCCAUGUGGAUCUCCAAAUUGUUUAUUGUCCUUCCAGCGUGACAAUCCGGAAGUUGUCCUGAUGUUUGUUGGGGUUGUGGAUUCGCCAUCUGCAUAUAUGGGAUCGGAAAAGGCAGAUAACAAAGAGAAAAUGUUAAAAAUUAAACAUCCCUAUGCAUACAGUACACAUUUGUGAAUGUGUCAAAUUCAACUUAAACGACAGAACCAUGGACAUCGAGUAUCGUACAGUGGUAUGUCAUUGCCCUUAGUUUUCUUAUUCUAUCGCCUUAAUUUGUUGUCUACCUUCCCAACUCUGACUAGAUAUUUUCUUGAUUGAAACACAAAUGAGAUCAUGUCUAUUUUUUUAUUUGAAAAUUUUCAUAAUGUAUAUUUCCCUUUUUGGUCUUUAAUAUACUAAAUUCACGAGUUGGAAUAAAAACACUAAGUGGUCGGCCUGAAGCCUUCACUGAUUCGUGAA